AUGCCCGAUCCUCUUGAUGCUCUUGGUGCUAUUGGGUCAGUUGAGUAUCGAGGCAAAUCUAAUGGAGCCUAUAUCAAGGCUGGCGAUAUUCAUGAUUUCAAAGUCGCCCAAGACACUGGUGGAGCUCGUGCAGAAUACAUAGGUGUUUCAGCCGGAAAGGACGCUGUAUGUAUCGCCUGGAUUACAGUGCACAUGCACGACUCAACCGAAGGCGGCGCUUGGACCGGUGAUAUUGGAUACAAUUGCGAUCAAAAAUGGUAUCCACAGUCAGAGAAAGCCGGAGCCUUGCCGGACGGAGGUGGAGACUACAUCCCUCAUUGUACUUGGUUGGAUGAGGAUCACACCGACGAUGUUGCCAGCGCCGCUCUGAAGUUUAAAACGACUGCGUACGCGGAAAAGGUAAAGGACACGCUGAAGAAUGCUCAAGCAUGCCAAUACACUCUAUGGGGCCCUGAUAAUGGCCCUAUCAACGCAAAACCCGGCAGACGUGCAUUGAAGCCUCGCCAGGCGUGGAUGGAAGACCGUCUGGUCCUAUCCAACAUAACUCAGCACUCUACCAAAGAGCUAUGCUCGUCUGCAAGUUCUUGGGGGCCCGAUUUUGUAGGCCCUGACGGAUUCUUCUGCGACAUGGGGAUCAAGAUGCUGGCUCCUCUCUGCUCAUUGCAGACUGUGGAGGGCUGCGUUGACAUUGGCGAUGAUGGAAGAACCCUGACCAAACGCAAGUCUAUCGCUAAGCGUGUGGUCAACGCUCACCACAAGUCUUACGGUACGGUUACCCAUUGGAAAUAA
Messenger RNA from Beauveria bassiana ARSEF 2860, 789 nucleotides. RefSeq lists its product as uncharacterized. NCBI's taxonomy places the organism in Eukaryota, Fungi, Ascomycota, Sordariomycetes, Hypocreales, Cordycipitaceae. The record is from RefSeq and is a predicted model, not a curated record. The transcript is spliced from 2 exons. The coding region runs from base 1 to 789 and encodes 262 amino acids.